UAAGCGGGAGGAGGAGGAGAGGGGCCAUUCGGCGGCGCAGAGCGCGCGGACCGGCCUCAUUAGGACCCCUGAGCCAAGAUGCGCCUGCUCGUCGCGCGCUGGAGCCAGAGAGGUGCGCGCGACGCCCCACAUCAGGGAUGCAACUGUCCCACCUUCUGCUCCACACCAUGCAGGAUGGACUCUUUUUCUUUUUGACUUGACCCUCUUCUUUUCCGGGAACAACACUGCCCAUUUCAUAUUUUCAUAGUUUUUCACCCCCUCCUCCCCCGCACCAGUUUUCCGCUGCUGUUUUGACCCGUUUUAAAUGGAGUUUUCCUCCGCAGUUUUCCUCGCGCACUGAGUCCACCUGGGCACGCGGUCGAUCUCCGCUCUGACUCGCAGAUUCACCUGGACUGCGACUCCAGGAGGAGAAACCCGCGAUGUAACGCGAGGAGCGCGGGGGAUCCGCAGAAGACAGGCGCGCGCACCCGGCGAUCCCGCGAGGAAGCAACUGCGCACGAGCUCUGCUGCGGAGAGCAGCGCGGAGAGAGGACCGAGGAAAGAGAGCGCCGGGCUCGCGCACCAGCCAUGUCCCCUCGCGACCGACACUGAAGAAAGAGCGAGAAGCGGCCGAGGAGGAGGAGGAGGCGGCGGAGGAGGAGGAGGAUAAGCGCGCAGGCAGAAGAACAGCACGCAUAGCGCGGGGGAUUGAACGGAGCGGGGCAUGAGGAUAUUGGCCAUCACCUUUCUGCAGUGCGUCCUGAAUGUCCUCAGCGAAGACCUGCGUUCCAGCCUGUACUUCAUCGAUGCAUCUCUGCGAGAGGUAGUGUUUGCCAGCACCACGGGGACCAUGGUACCGUGCCCGGCUGCCGGCGCGCCCCCCGCCGAGCUGCGCUGGUACCUGGCCACCGGAGAGGAGAUCUACAACGUCCCGGGCAUCCGACACGUGCACCCCAACGGCUCUCUGCAGAUCUUCCACUUUGCACCGUCCAGCUUCAGCAACCUGAUCCACAACAACACCUACUAUUGCACUGCCAAGAACCCUGCAGGGAAAAUCCGAAGCCAGGAUAUACGUAUUAAGGCCGUACUACGGGAGCCUUACACGGUCCGCGUGGAGGACCAGAAAGCCAUGAGAGGCAAUGUGGCGGUCUUCAAGUGCAUUAUCCCUGCCUCGGUGGAGGCCUACGUAGCCGUGGUGUCGUGGGAGAAAGACACGGUCUCGCUCAUCUCAGGAUCUCGCUUUCUCGUUACAUCCACGGGAGCCUUGUACAUUGUGGAUGUUCAGAACGAGGACGGGUUGUACAACUACCGCUGCAUCACGCGCCAUCGCUACACCGGGGAGACGAGGCAAAGCAACAGCGCCCGUCUUUUCGUGUCAGACCCCACAAACUCAGAGCCGGUGAUCCUGGACGGCUUCUCCCGACGGGAGGUCAUGGAGUCACAGCGUGUGGAGCUUCCCUGCAAGGCGUCGGGCCACCCAGCCCCCAAGUACCGAUGGCUGAAGGACGGGAGGCCCCUGGAGCCUGAUAGCCGCUUCCGGCAGGGUGUGACAGGUCUUCUCAUCGAGAGCACACGGCCCAGUGACACGGGUAGCUACGUAUGCGAAGUAUGGAACAGCUACGGCAACGCCGAGGUUGUCGGCCGCCUGGUGGUGAAACAGCCCCUGAAAGCGAUGGUGAGUCCCCGCAAGGUGAAGGGCAGCGUGGGUAGCCAGGUCACCCUGUCCUGCAGCGUCAGCGGUUCGGACGAAUACGAGCUCUCCUGGUACCGCAAUGCCGAGGUCGUGCACCCUGACGGCAGCGUGCGCUUCGCUGGUAACAAUCACGAGACCCUGGUGGUGGAGGGAAUGGCCAAGAGUGACGCAGGCGCCUACCAGUGCUUUGCCAGGAAUGGCAAGAUGUCAGCCCAGGACAUGGUGCAGGUCAUCUUGGAAGACGGUACGCCAAAGAUCCUGUCCUCCUUCAGCGAGAAGGUCGUGAGCCGCAAUGAAAGCGUGUCCCUGGCCUGCUUGGUGAAGGGGACACCGCUGCCCACCGUCACCUGGACGCUGGACGAUGAGCCGGUGGUACGGGACGGGGGGCACCGCGUCGGCCAAGCGGUUACGGCCGACGGCCACGUGCUGAGCCACCUGAACAUCACGCAGGCCCAAGUGCGCGACGGCGGCGUCUACCGCUGCACCUGCAACAACUCGGCGGGGGAGGUCUCCUACCAGGCUCGAAUAAACGUAAGAGGUCCCGCCAGCAUCCGGCCCAUGAAGAACCUGACCGCCAUCGCUGGGAGGGACAUGUACAUCCACUGCCGUGUCAUUGGCUACCCGUACUACUCCAUUAAGUGGUACAAGAACUCGAACCUGCUGCCGUUCAACCACCGGCAGCGUGCUUUUGAGAACAACGGCACGCUGAAGCUGUCCGACGUGCAGAAGGACGUCGACGAGGGCGAGUACACGUGCAGCGUACUGGUGCAGCCGCAGCUCUCCACCAGCCAGAGCGUGCAUGUCAAGGUCAAAGUACCCCCGUUCAUCCAGCCCUUCGAGUUCCCACGCUUCUCCAUUGGCCAGCGGGUCUUCAUCCCCUGCGUGGUGGUUUCUGGAGACCUGCCUAUCUUCAUCACCUGGCAGAAGGACGGGCGGCCCAUCCCAGCGAGCCUGGGCGUCACCAUCGACAACAUCGACUUCACCAGCUCCCUGCGCAUCUCCAACCUGUCGCUCAUGCACAACGGCAACUACACGUGCAUCGCCCGCAAUGAGGCUGCCGCAGCCGAGCACCGCAGCGAGCUCAUCGUCAGGGUCCCACCCCGGUUUGUGGUGCAGCCCCGGGACCAGGACGGCAUUUACGGGAAGUCUGUGAUCCUGAACUGCUCUGCCGAGGGAUACCCAGUGCCCACCAUCGUGUGGGAGCACUCCAAAGGUGCGGGCGUGCCCCAGUUCCUGCCCAUCGCCUUGAACUCGGGCUUCCGGAUCCAGCUGCUGGUCAAUGGCUCGCUGCUCAUCAAGCACGUGCUGGAGGAAGACAGCGGGUACUACCUGUGCAAGGUCAGCAACGACGUGGGAGCAGACGUCAGCAAGUCCAUGUACCUCAACGUGAAAAUCCCGGCCAUGAUCACAUCAUACCCCAACACCACACUGGCCACGCAGGGACAGAAGAAGGAAAUGAGCUGCACUGCACAUGGAGAGAAGCCCAUCAUGGUGCGCUGGGAGAAAGAGGACCGCAUCAUCAACCCCGAGAUGAGCCGCUACGUGGUCAGCGUCAAGGAGUCUGCCGACGAGGUGGUCUCCACCCUGCAGAUAUUACCCACCGUGAGGGAGGACUCCGGCUUCUUUUCCUGCCAUGCGAUCAACUCCUAUGGGGAGGACAGAGGUAUCAUACAGCUGACGGUCCAAGAACCACCGGACCCACCUGAAGUGGAGAUUCGGGAGGUGCGGGACCGAAUAAUCGCCCUCCGUUGGACCAUGGGGUUCGACGGCAACAGCCCAAUAACCGGCUACGACAUUGAGUGCAAGAACAAGUCAGCCUCCUGGGAAACAGCGCAGAGGACCAAAGAUGUCUCCCCCCAGCUGAACCAGGCCACCAUCAUCGACCUGCACCCGUCAUCCACCUACAACAUCCGCAUGUUUGCCAAGAACCACAUUGGCAAGAGCGAAGCCAGCAAUGAGCUGACCAUCACCACCGAUGAGGCGGCUCCUGAUGGUCCACCACAAGAUGUUCAGCUUGAAGCUGUGUCCUCCCAGAGUAUCAGGGUCAUGUGGAAGCCCCCCAAGAAGCACUUGCAGAAUGGGGUGAUCCGCGGCUACCAGGUGGGCUACCGCGAGUACAGCGCAGGGGGCAGCUACCAGUUCAACGUCAUCGCCACGGAGACGACGGGCGACAGCGAGACCCUGCUGCUGGAUGGCCUCAAGAAGUUCACACAGUACGGGGUGGUGGUGCAAGCGGGCAACAGCGCCGGUACCGGGCCCUCCUCUCAGGAGGUGGUGGCCACCACGCUGGAGGAUGUGCCCAGCCGGCCCCCCGAGAACGUCCAGGCCACGGCCACAUCCCCCGAGAGCAUCUCGCUGUCAUGGCAGACGCCGCCCAAAGACGCGCUCAACGGGGUCCUGCAGGGCUUCCGUGUCAUCUACUGGGCCAAUCUGCCGGAUGGUGAGCUGGGCGAGAUCCGCAACGUGACCACGCAGCAGCCAUCGCUGGAGCUCGACGGCCUGGAGAAGUACACCAACUACAGCGUGCAGGUGUUGGCGUUCACUCGGGCUGGGGAUGGGGUGCUCAGCCAGCAGAUCUACACUCGCACCAAGGAGGACGUCCCUGGGCCGCCGGCUGGGGUGAAGGCCGCCGCAGCCGCCAGCUCCGUGGUGUUCGUCUCCUGGCUCCCACCUCUGAAGCUCAACGGUAUCAUAAGGAAAUACACUGUCUUCUGCUCCAACCCCUAUCCCAAGGUCAUGAGUGAGUUUGAAGCCGCUCCAGACGUCUUCUUCUACCGCAUCCCGAACCUCGUGCAGAACCGGCGCUACAGUGUCUGGGUGGUGGCCGUGACAGCGGCGGGCCGAGGCAACGCCAGCUCCAUCAUCACUGUGGAACCGCUGCCCAAAGCUCCUGCCAGGAUUCUCACCUUCAGUGGUACUGUGACCACACCCUGGAUGAGGGACAUCAUCUUACCCUGCAGGGCAGUGGGGGACCCUCCUCCUGCUGUCAAGUGGCUGAAGGACAGCAACGGCAAUUCAGCCCCAGUGGUCACAGAUGGCCGACGCAGUAUCCAUAGCAAUGGCAGCUUUGUCAUCCGCAUGGUGAAAGCAGAAGAUUCUGGCUACUACACCUGCCUGGCCACCAAUAGCUGGGGCUCAGAUGAAAUAGUGCUUAACCUUCAGGUGCAAGUGCCUCCUGACCAGCCUCGUCUCACGGUAACCAAGACGACUACCACAUCAAUCACUCUGUCCUGGAUCCCUGGGGACAAUGGAGGGAGCUCCAUCAGAGGGUACAUCCUGCAGUACUCUGAGGACAACAGUGAGCGGUGGGAGAAUAUUCCCAUCAGUCCAAGUGAACGCUCCUAUCGCCUGGAGAACCUCAAGUGUGGCACCUGGUACAAGUUCACCCUGACGGCCCAUAACGGUGUGGGUCCGGGCCGCAUAAGUGAGAUCAUUGAGGCCAAGACACACGGCAAAGAACCACAGUACUCGAAAGACCAGGAGCUGUUUGCUAGUAUCAACUCAACCCGUGUGAAGUUGAACCUCAUUGGCUGGAACAAUGGAGGUUGCCCAAUCACCUCCUUCACCCUGGAGUACCGGCCUGUGAACAGCCUCGUGUGGACCACGGCCCAACGCACAUCUUUGACCAAGAGUUACACCCUGUAUGACCUGCAGGAGGCGACGUGGUAUGAGCUGCAGAUGAAAGUGUCCAACAGCGCAGGCUCUGCUGAGAAGACAGCCAAGUUCGCUACGCUCAGCUACGACGGCAGUACAAUACCACCAAUAGUGAAGACUGUGGUGGAGAGUAAGGACAGCAUUUCCAGCAACGAAGGUCUCAAGAUGAUGGUGACCAUCUCAUGCGUUCUGACCGGCAUCGUCCUGCUUUUUAUCUUGCUCCUGGUGUUGAGGAAGAGAAGGAGGGAGCAAAGGCUGAAGAGACUCAGAGAUGCAAAAAGUUUGGCCGAGAUGCUAAUGAGUAAAAACACAAGGCCGUCAGACACACUGAACAAGCAGCAGACCCUAAGGAUGCACAUCGACAUCCCUCGUGCGCAGUUGCUCAUCGAGGAGAGGGACACUAUGGACACUGUUGAUGACCGUUCCACCGUCCUGCUCACAGACACUGACUUUGGGGAGACUGCCAAGCAGAAGUCAUCCACAGUGACCCACACGGUGCACUAUCAGUCCGUGCCACAGACUACAGGACCCCUGGUGGAUGUGUCUGAUGCUCGGCCUGGAACAAAUCCCACAGCCCGCCGCACAGCUAAAGCAGGCCCAGCCGUCCGGAACCGCUACGCCAGCCAGUGGACUUUGAAUCGACCGCACCGGCCUGUGUCAUCGCACACGCUCAGCAGCGGCUGGAGGCUGCCCACGCCUCGGGCUGCAGGCUCCGUAGACAAGGAGAGCGACAGCUACAGUGCCAGCCCCUCUCAGGACACAGAUCGUGCGCGCAGUAGUAUGGUGUCCACCGAGAGUGCCUCCUCCACCUAUGAGGAGCUCGCACGUGCCUAUGAGCACGCCAAGCUGGAGGAGCAGCUGCGUCACGGCAAGCUCACUGUCACCGAGUGCUUUGUGUCGGACACGUCCUCAGAGCAGCUGGCUGCCGGCGCUCACGAGUACACUGACAGCCUAGCCUCAAGCACACCAUCUGAAUCGGGCAUCUGCCGCUUCACGGCCUCUCCUCCGCGGCCCCAGGACCUCUCGCGUGUCAUCAACAUGGCAGUUCCCAAGGCUCACCGGCCUGGCGGAGAGCUGGUGCACCUUCCCCCCUACCUCCGAAUGGACUUCCUGCUAACCCGUGGUGCCCCGGGUGGGGGCGGGAGUGGGGGUGCCGGUGGAGGCGGGGGCGGGGCUGGGGGCCAAGCCUGCCUGGAGCCGCUGAAGACCCGACCGUUGAAGCGACCUGCCCCUCUGGGGCCUGGCGCUGCCGAGGGAGCCCCCGGCCGGGACCUUCCACCCUGGCCUCCAGGGUCAGCCGCCACCCUCCCACAGCGCGAACCCAGCGAUCUGGCUGGGGCCGCCAAGCUCAGCACCUCCCAGGAGUCCCUGCUGGACUCGCGUGGCCACCUGAAGCAGAGCAGCAACCCCUACGCCAAGUCCUACACGCUGGUAUAGCAGCAAGCAAUAGCGUGUGGACUGCGAACCAUGGGAGAGCGGUGAGCGCCGCCCUGGUGGACGCUGCGCAACACCGCAGGUGUACAUACAGCUCCCGGCAGACGGAGGUUUCGAUAAUAUUCUCGCUUUUCUUUCUUUUCAAUGAUUUUUUCCUUCUUCUUUUUUACUGGGACAUUCAUACUUUAGGAAGGACCACGCAAGACAAUUGCCAAAAUUAUUUAGUCUGAAAAGUGAAUAUUAUAAAACUUUGAUUACAGUGAUGUCGGGAAAUGGCGAUAAUGGAUACUGUUAUUUCAAAAGCGAAGAUUAAUAUUUAUCACAUCUGAACUUUGCUUUAUUUAUUUAUGUGUUGACUCCUUUAUUUAUUAUCUACCUAUGUAUUUAUUUAAUUG
Scleropages formosus (Asian bonytongue) is the source of this 7155-nucleotide messenger RNA. RefSeq names its product Down syndrome cell adhesion molecule homolog. Lineage: Eukaryota; Metazoa; Chordata; Actinopteri; Osteoglossiformes; Osteoglossidae. Gene Ontology annotation, biological process: cell-cell adhesion. Gene Ontology annotation, molecular function: protein binding. The transcript has 33 exons. The record is from RefSeq and is a predicted model, not a curated record. Bases 704 to 6763 code for a protein of 2019 amino acids.